This is a messenger RNA of Funneliformis geosporum, 747 nucleotides long. The record is from the annotation of a GenBank genome assembly. Lineage: Eukaryota; Fungi; Glomeromycota; Glomeromycetes; Glomerales; Glomeraceae.
AUGGUAUCACAAGAAAAUCCACAAGAGGAUAAUAUUACAGAACCAUUGAUUGACCCAGAUAACUCUUUACCUCAAUAUUCAGAAACCAGUUCUUCUCCUUCAAGGUCUAUUCCGACACCUAUAGGCUCAACAGCUUUCAACAUGAGUUUUGUAUUUUCUCUUCUCGUAAGCGUUGGAGCUUUGCUUUUCGCUAGUACUGUUUGGUAUAUAACAAGUACAGCAGACUAUCUCUUUUUUAUCUGGCACCCAACUUUAAUGAGUUUGAUGUUAUUAAUGACAACAAAUGGUAUUCUGGUUCUUCAAAAGGCGGAAUCCAGACAAGAAAAAGUAUCUAGCUUAAAUUUUCAUAAGGCAUUGCAAUCUAUCGGUUUUUUGAGCGUAAUUGGAGGUUUUUAUGUUAUAAUUACAUUUAAGAAUAUGGGAAAUAAAGAGCACUUUGAGUCUCCUCAUGGAAAAUUCGGGUUGAUCACAUUUUCAUUGAUUCUCAUCCAAACAAUUGCCGGAUCGACUUUGGUGAAUUUCCCUGGCGUAGUUGGUGGUGUUGUAAAGGCCAAAGCUAUGUAUAAAUAUCAUAGAUUUUCCGGUUAUUUACUUUUGGCAUUUAUUUGGUUGACAGCCCUUGGAGGAACCCAAAAUGCUUGGGUCAAAGCUCAAUUUGAUCAUCUUUGGGUUUGGUUGUUAGCUACCGGAAUGGUGUUUGUCGGAACUGUUGGCAGAAUUAAAUCAAACAAAUUGAAAGUUUGGUAA